AUGGCUUCAAAUCAUAAGUCCAACUCUGGUAGCAGAGAUCUGGGCGUGGUUUCUUGUGAGGAUAACAAAGCUAUCAAAGCGCCACUUCCACGUCAAAGAUUGCAGGAUCUGUCAAAUCCAACUUUCCAAGAACUCUUCGACCUAGCGAUGUGGCGAGUGGUUGAAAUUGCUAUUCCAAAUCCUGCCAACCCUCCACCACGACUGUUCCCGACCGCAGAGAAAACAAGAGACUCUUUCUUCACCGUCCAGGAGUGGAAUAAAUUUGGCGAUCUUGAGUCAGAAUACGGACGGCUGUCUUGGAUGCUGUCCACCUUUCCAGAGCGAGGGGCUCCUGUUCGUUGCGCGGCCACGGUCGUCGAUAUCCUGACUUACCCAUGUGUCCUGAGUGGGUGGAGGCAGGUCUCCGAAAUACUUCGCCAUCAGGUGCAGGAUAUUCUGAUGGAUGUUGUGCAUUCGAUGGUAUCCAGACUGCCACCUGUUGACUCGAAAACGACAAAAGACGACUUUUUAACUCUGCCUGUGGACUAUGAUUUCGCCAGUGGCCAGGCAGAAAAUCUAUUUUUGGAGUUAUUCCAGCGGAGUUCACGCAGAAUGGCAACCCUUACGUCGAAAGGAGACUAUUCUUGGAUAGUUGAGUACAUCCAGAUUCAUGCUUUUCUUCGCGAUCCGAUUGGAGGAUUGAAGAAGGACUUUUCGGAUCAAGCUAUCAUCUUCCAGGACCUAUUGGCCGCUCUUAUACAGAAGAUUGCAGAUGUGCCUCUUGGUGACGAACUUUGGGCUUUACUCGUGGCGCAGUUGGCUCAAGAGUCGUCGUUUCUAGCCAAUCCUCAGAUCGACGAUAUCGCCUACAUACAUUUUAGCGGUCAUCAGCAGUUAGUAUAUGCUUAUGUUGACCUUCACAAGCUCGCACGGGCUGAGUUCAGUGUGCCUGAGCACGUCAUGCUGAUCAUGGAAGAAAUGAUGCAAGAGGUUGUUGCUAGUGACGAGUGUAACAUUGUUCCCAUUAUUAUUGCUUCUGUGCCCUCAGUCGCCACAAAGAAAACUCAAAAGAUAAUUAUUGACGGCAACACCCGAGCAACAGCAAUCAUGGUCUUCAGACUGCUCUCUUCCUCAGAUGCGAAUAGGGAAGAUGUGUUCGCCAAUCUUGACAAGUACUGCUCUGCACAUGGCUUAGGUCCAAAGUGGUGUCUGGAUCUCCGCAACGUGGUCCAAAGGCUCUACGCCACGGAAAAUCCCACGUUGUCGACAAUUCGAGAAAACCAGGAAGCUCUUGAAAAAUUCAAGUGUGUCACUCAUCUACCAGGCCUAUUGACACAGGAGCCACUAUUUCACACCAUCUGUCUGCAGCGAAAGUUUGAAGGAAGGCUGCGGAUACUGCAGCCAAUGCACCAGAUGAUAUUUAACGACGACAGUUUUGGUCUCGCUCUCCCUGCCCGGCGCUCACAGGCACAUGGGCGUCCAAAGAACUAUGUGCUCCUUCCUCUUCAAUAA
Molecule: messenger RNA, 1491 nt
Organism: Aspergillus pseudoviridinutans
Lineage: Eukaryota; Fungi; Ascomycota; Eurotiomycetes; Eurotiales; Aspergillaceae
Exons: 1
Coding region: 1-1491 (496 amino acids)
Source: RefSeq, a predicted model, not a curated record